Emys orbicularis (European pond turtle) is the source of this 4443-nucleotide messenger RNA. RefSeq names its product ATPase phospholipid transporting 10B (putative) (gene ATP10B). Gene Ontology annotation, cellular component: plasma membrane. Gene Ontology annotation, biological process: phospholipid translocation. The record is from RefSeq and is a predicted model, not a curated record. NCBI's taxonomy places the organism in Eukaryota, Metazoa, Chordata, Testudines, Emydidae. The transcript has 22 exons. Gene Ontology annotation, molecular function: ATPase-coupled intramembrane lipid carrier activity; ATP binding; magnesium ion binding. The coding region runs from base 1 to 4443 and encodes 1480 amino acids.
AUGGCUUUGUCAGUGGACUCAGCUUUGUAUCGUUGUCAGCGGCUGGCUGCCGAAGGAUCCAUCUGGACUCAGUCGGAAUCAACACCUCUGCUGUCUUCUGUCAAAAAGAGGCUGAGAUACAACUUGAACAAAUGGAGGAUUGUGUUUCCCAACAACAAGAGACUUCAAAAAGAUUGGGAGAAGGUUUCUAGGUUUUAUUCUGGAAAUGGGAUACAGACCACGAAAUACACCUUGCUCUCCUUUUUGCCCCGAAACCUCUUUGAACAGUUUCACAGGUUGGCUAAUCUCUAUUUCUUCUUCCUGGUCAUCCUAAACUGGUUCCCACAAGUGGAAGUUUUCCAUAGGGAGAUCACGAUGCUACCUUUGGGUGUGGUGCUGCUAGUAAUCAUGGUUAAGGAUGGCACUGAAGAUUUCAGGAGAUACAGAUUUGAUAAGGCGAUAAACUCCUCUAAAACCAAAGCAUAUGAUGAGAAAGAAAGUGACUAUGUUGAGACGUGCUGGAAAGAUGUGCAAGUGGGAGACUUUGUGCAGCUGCAAUGUAACGAGAUCAUCCCAGCUGAUAUCCUGUUACUGUACUCUUCCGAUCAGAAUGGGAUCUGUCACUUGGAGACUGCAAACCUCGAUGGGGAGACCAAUCUUAAACAAAGACAAGUUGUGAAAGGGUUCUCUAAUCAGAAUACUCCAUUUGAUCCAGAACUUUUCCAAAAUACCAUAGUCUGUGAAAAGCCAAAUAAUGAUCUCAAUAAAUUCAACGGUUUUGUGGAGCAGCCUGAUCACAAACGGAUUGGUUUUGGCAGUGAAAGCCUUUUGCUUCGUGGCUGUACAAUCAGAAAUACUGAGAUUGCAAUAGGAAUUGUCAUUUAUGCAGGUCAUGAAACCAAGGCCAUGCUGAAUAACAGUGGGCCUCGUUACAAACGCAGCAAGAUAGAACGGCGCAUGAACAUUGAUAUUUUCUUUUGUGUGGGGCUUCUGAUCAUCAUGUGUCUUAUCGGAGCACUAGGUCAUGGCAUUUGGAAUGGGAAUUUUUCAGAACGCCCACCAUACGAAGUCCCAGAUGCGAAUGGCAACUACCUUUCCUCAGCUCUUGCUGGUUUCUACAUGUUCUUGACAAUGAUAAUCCUGUUACAGAUUUUAAUCCCCAUUUCUCUCUACGUGUCCAUUGAGUUCGUCAAGCUGGGCCAAGUUUUCUUAAUUCACAAUGACAUCGAACUGUAUGAUGAAGAUGUAGAUUUGCCCAUACAGUGCCGAGCCCUAAAUAUCACUGAAGAUCUGGGGCAAAUCCAGUACAUCUUUUCAGAUAAAACUGGGACGCUAACAGAGAACAAGAUGGUGUUUCGGCGCUGUACUGUCGAUGGAAAUGAGUUUUCACAUCAGGAAAAUGCCAAACGCCUGGAGACCCAUAAGGAACUGGACUCAGACGAUGAAGACUGGGCAAGACAUCAGCAUUUCGCUCUUCCUGUUAUCAAGAUCGAGAAACCAGACACUUUAAAACAGAAAAACACUAAGCCCUUGAGGAGGUGCCAAAGUGCCCGGGCUCGUUUUCAGGGACAUUCAAGGAAGAAAUCAUUGGGGCGUUGUGACAGCCUUCAGUCUCAAGUGGCGUUCAGCAGUACCAUAGAAAAGGAUGUGACCCCUGAUAACAGGCUGUUGAUGAAAGUGAGAGAUGCUGCACUCCAGAUAGAGUCUUUGGCAUCAUUUCCAUCUGCAAAGGACACCUGCUCCACCACGUCCGUUACUGAUUUUUUUCUUGCACUGGCUAUCUGUAAUACUGUUGUGGUCUCCACAGCAACGGAGCCAAGGCAAAGGGUUACAGCGCCACCACUGAUGAAACCAUCAGGGAUCUCCUUGGAGAGGAUUCACCAGCUGCUCCAACGGCUAAAAUUAGCAAACCUUGGUCAAUCUUUCUCAUUGACUCAGUCCAGUUCAGACCUAGGAGCAAAUGUUAAUGCAAAGAACAGUAAAGAGAAUCCAGCUGCCACAGACUCCUGUAACAAAGAUGACAUUUCCACCCACACUUGCGCCAACUCAACAGAUGGUGACUACGAUGGUGAUGCUAGAGCAGAUGCAAUGCCCAGGAAAGGCAGCACAGAGAUGGGGGGCGCCUCCCUGGAUGAGGUGUUUGGGUCUGUUAGUCAAGGCCAUUUGCAGCCAGAAUUUUGUUACGAGGCUGAGAGCCCAGAUGAGGCAGCCCUUGUCCAUGCCGCCUGCGCUUACAGUUUCACUUUAAUGUCCAGGACCCCUGAGCAGGUAACUGUGAGGUUGCCACAAGGUACCCUCCUGACCUUUGACAUACUUUGCACCUUGGGUUUUGACUCAGUCAGGAAAAGGAUGUCUGUGGUGGUGAGGCACCCCUUUACCAAUGAGAUAAUUGUCUACACCAAGGGAGCUGACUCUGUCAUAAUGGAUUUACUGGAAGACCCUGCCAAAGCUGACAUUAAUAUGGGGAGGAAGCUGAGAAGAAUACAUGUUAAAACACAGAAACACCUGGACUGGUAUGCACGAUAUGGCCUGCGAACCCUGUGCAUAGCUAAGAAGGUUUUGAGUGAAGAUGACUUUCGGAAAUGGGCCAAUUUUCGUCGUGAGGCAGAGGCAGCGAUUGACAACAGAGAUGAGCUGCUAAUGGACACAGCACAGCAUCUGGAGACCAAACUCACCUUGCUAGGAGCAACAGGGAUUGAAGAUCGGCUGCAAGACGGAGUGCCCGAUACUAUUGCAGCUCUCCGAGAGGCUGGGAUACAAGUCUGGGUGCUGACUGGAGACAAGCAGGAAACAGCAGUUAAUAUUGCAUAUUCUUGUAAACUUCUGGACCAAAAAGACACUGUGUUUACCAUUAAUACUGAAAAUAAGGAAACCUGUGAAUCCCUCUUGGAUUUAACAUUGGAAGAAGUAAGGAAGAAUUCUAAUGUUGAAAGAACAAAAUGGAAAUUUUUUGGCAUUAGCCUGUCAUCAUCUUUACCAGCCUCUGUGGCCCCCAGUCCUGACAUUGGGCUGGUAGUUGAUGGGAAAACAUUGAACGUCAUUUUCCAAGGAAAGCUGGAAGAGAAGUUUCUGGAGCUGACCAAGUACUGUCGCUCAGUUUUGUGCUGCCGUGCCACUCCUUUGCAGAAGAGCAUGGUGGUCAAACUAGUGCGGAGACAAUUAAAAGUCAUGACACUGUCAAUAGGUGACGGUGCAAAUGAUGUGAGUAUGAUUCAAGCAGCUGAUGUUGGGAUUGGAAUUUCUGGCCAAGAAGGCAUGCAGGCUGUGAUGGCCAGUGACUUUGCAAUAUCUCGAUUUAAACAUCUCAAGAAGCUGCUUCUGGUCCAUGGACAUUGGUGCUACUCUCGCUUGGCAAAGAUGGUGAUUUACUUCUUCUACAAAAAUGUGAGCUACGUCAGCCUGCUCUUCUGGUACCAGUUCUUCUGUGGCUUCUCAGGGACCACUAUGAUAGAUUACUGGCAGAUGAUCUUCUUCAACCUCUUUUUCACCUCGAUGCCCCCCAUCCUUUUUGGAAUCCUGGAUAAAGAUGUAUCUGCAGAAACACUCCUAAGUUUGCCUGAACUAUACAAGAGUGGGCAAAAUUCAGAGACCUACAAGCUGUCAACUUUUAGUAUUGCCGUGUUGGAUGCCUUCUACCAGAGUCUCAUCUGCUUCUUUGUCCCUUAUUUGAUGUACAAGGACUCUGACAUUGAUGUCUUUACAUUUGGAACCCCCAUCAAUACCAUCUCUCUCUUCACAAUUCUCUUGCACCAAGCUCUAGAAAUGAAAACUUGGACAUGCUUCCAUUGGAUCACAAUGAUUGGAAGUGUUCUGCUUUACUUCACCUUCUCAACUAUCUACAAUGCUGUCUGCGUUGUUUGUAAUGAACCCACAAGCCCCUACUGGCUUAUGGAGGAUCAGCUGUCAGAUCCUAGCUUUUAUUUAGUGUGCUUCAUUACACCAGUCAUAGCACUUUUACCAAGGUAUCUUAUGUUGGCCGUGCGAGGAACCUUCAGAGCAUCUCCGAUUCUGAAAGCUCAGCAGCUGGAUAAGCUCCCUAAAGAGCAACGAGAGCUGGAAAUCCAGAGGUGGAGGUCAGGAAAACAAGCCGCCCCAAGCACACCUAUGGCAUCACCCAGCGAUGAGGUUGACCGAACCAACAGCAAUUUACAUGUGUCACAGUUUCUGGGCCAAGCAGCAGUUACACCCUAUGGAAAUAAUGAUACCCAGGGACUCUCCACUCCUGAAAUGAAUCACCUAAGGGACUGGAUACUAAAUGGAGAAGGUAAUUCUUCCACCAGGAGGUGGGCAGGGGAAGAAACUACUGCUGCCAACUCCUUAGCAAGACCCUGCCCUGGGCGAGAUCUACUUGAGCCCACUAGGAUAGCAUCUCCUGGGCCGUUCGCUAGCCAUCUGACAAGUGAUAACGCCGAAGAACUUACCCCUGGAAGCCAUCGGAGGUCUGUGAGCGCAGUGACACUGUAA